CGGGGAGGUGGCGUGGAAGUGAGGCUUGGUACCCGUGCCAUCCAGAAGAAAAGUAGUUUCAUGUAUCUUGGGUCUAUUAUGCAAGGCAGCGGGGAGAUUGACGAUGAUGUCACACAUCGUAUUGGGGGAGGGUGGAUGAAAUGGAGGCUCGCUUCUAGAGUGCUAUGUGACAAGAAGGUGACACCACAACUUAAGGGCAAGUUCUAUAAAGUGGUGGUUAGACCGACUAUGUUGUAUGGGGCAGAGUGUUGGCCAGUUAAGAUCUCUCACGUUCAAAAGAUGAAAGUUGCCGAGAUGAGAAUAUUGAGAUGGAUGUGUGGGCACACCAGGAGUGACAGGAUUAGGAAUGAGGCUAUUCGAGACAAGGUGGGAGUGGCCUCGGUGGAAGACAAGAUGCGGGAAGCGAGACUGAGAUGGUUUGGGCAUGUGAAGAGGAGAGACACAGAUGCCCCAAUGCGGAGGUGUGAGAGGUUGGCCAUGGAUGGUUUCAGAAGAGGUAGGAGUAGGCUGAAGAAGUAUUGGGGAGAGGUAAUUAGACAGGAUAUGGCGCAGUUACAGCUUACCGAGGACAUGACCUUAGAUAGGAGGGUUUGGAGGACCCAGAUUAGGGUAGAAGGCUAGUAGAUAGUCUCGUUAUCCUUUCUUAUUAGUAGUCGCAUUAUCGCAGUAUAAUUUCUUGUGCUUUGAUUUCUGCUAUUAUCUGUUAUUUCUUGUACUUUGAUUAUCCUAUUUUAUCUGUGUCACUUUCAUUAUUUGCAUUUCCAUAUCGCUUUGAAUUUCUUAGCAUCAUCUGACCUUCUUUUAUGCUUUUUAUUGAGUCGAGGGUCUUUCGGAAACAGCCGUCCUACCUUGGUAGGAGUAAGGUAUGUGUACACUCUACCCUCCCCAGAUCCCACGUUAUGGGAUUUCACUGGGUUGUUGUUGUUGUUGUCUCA
This is a messenger RNA of Lycium ferocissimum, 935 nucleotides long. RefSeq lists its product as uncharacterized. The transcript has a single exon. The coding region runs from base 61 to 621 and encodes 186 amino acids. The record is from RefSeq and is a predicted model, not a curated record. Lineage: Eukaryota; Viridiplantae; Streptophyta; Magnoliopsida; Solanales; Solanaceae.